UCUUCUCUCAUGAUUCGAAAUGUCACCAAGAGAACGCUGCUAGGGUUGGCCGUCAUGGCUUUGGUCGUGGUCCUCUUCGUAGCUUCGGGUGCGAUAAUUCAGCUUAUCUUCACAAGUGGUGGUUAUGACAAACCCGUGGCCCUCACGGUCUACUCCCUCACCCUCUCUGUAUUGUUGUUGGCAUUCCGCCAAUACAUCCACAUACCGGGACAGGGCCCAACCGAAGAGGAGGAGGCUUUACUCGAUGAGUCUGAUCAUGCGGGAGGGCGAUCAGCGUGGCCGAAAGGGACGCUGGUGUGGGCGUUGGGUGCGAUGUGGUUCGCGUCACAGUUGACCUACAACAUCUCGCUGAAGUACACUUCGGUGGCUACCAACAGCUCCCUUUCCAGUUGCUCUAGUGUAUUCACGUUCAUCUUCUCCAUAGUCCUCUUGGGAUAUCCUCUCUGUAGAGCCGUGCCCAUCCUUGCAGUGCUCCUCUGCGUAUUCGGAGUCCUCAUAACAGCACUCAAUCAACCGUCACCCAAAGCCGACUUUGCGGUCCGAGAGAGCAUCCUUGGCGACUCUCUAGCGCUGGCAUCAGCCUGUUGUUACGGCCUCUUCUCGUGCUUCAUUAAACUCUGGGUACCUGAUGAGCGCAUGGUGGCGUACGUCUUCGGCAUGUUCGGUGUUGUUGCCUUUGUUAUGGGAAUCCCUUUGCUAGCCCUGUGCCAAAUGACAGGACUUGAGACUUUGGCCUUACCGACCUGGGGUCAAUUCGGUGCUAUGACGGCCAAUGCUGUGCUCGGCAGUGUCGCAUCGGACUAUCUACUCACAGUUGCUGUGAUUUUACUUUCGCCACUAUCAGCAGCUGUCGGCCUAUCAUUGACAAUACCUUUAUCCUUGGUUGUUGAUAGUACAAUCCUUGCUCUUCACAGUUUCAAAAGUGUUUAUAUGCUCGGCUCAGCACUCGUGUUUGCAGCUGUUGUGCUCAUUAGUUGGGACACUUACAAUAUCGACGUGGAAAAGGAAGCCGAAGUGAUCAGUCCACAAGCUGAAGUGCAGGGCAGGUCGUUGGUGCAUCAUGGGAAGAAUAACUGAAGGAGUGAAGAUACCAACGAGUGAUUGAUGUGUCCCUCAAAUGU
This is a messenger RNA of Perkinsus marinus ATCC 50983, 1121 nucleotides long. RefSeq lists its product as hypothetical. The transcript is spliced from 14 exons. NCBI's taxonomy places the organism in Eukaryota, Perkinsozoa, Perkinsida, Perkinsidae. Gene Ontology annotation, biological process: regulation of peptide transport. Bases 10 to 1077 code for a protein of 355 amino acids. The record is from RefSeq and is a predicted model, not a curated record.